AUUGCAUUCCCCACUUUGUUUUUGCCCGGUAAGGUUGUAGUCUGACGGAAAUUUGCCACGUGUGAACAGGAUAUAUCAACACGACGCUACCACCCGUCCCCUCCGUACUCACCUACACUGUAGUGUCUGUGUCCACAACUGUACACCGUUCCUGAGCACGGUGUCUUUGCUCUGGGUUCUACAACCUCUCAUUCUGUCGAAAUGUCUCUUCGUCUGCUCAUCUGGUUCCUAGUACCAGCCACUCUCUAUGCCGCUAAGAACAUAGGGUACUACUCCGCGAUCGUGCGCGUGGAGCACCUUCUGCUGGCCGAGAGGAAAAUGGUGGGUAAGGUCAAACAGCACAUCAGUCAGGGACUCGGGGAGGUGACCGGAGAUCUCAGGAGUUACGUGGACAGCUAUGGCGACGACUGGCUACAUCCGCCUCGCGACCAUGACGACCCCUUACAUUUGGCCCACCAUCCGGUUGGAGCUUACCUUUUGAUCAAGCGACUGAGCCAAGAAAAUGUACAGGACAUCUUUCAACAGGCUCAAAAUCUGAUUGGAAAACCGAACAUCCUGGUCCAGGUGCCGGACCAGGAGGAUCUGGAGAUGUCAGCGUUCGCGCUGGUCCGGCUGCAGGCCAUCUACAACCUGGACAUCCACAGUCUGGCACACGGACAGAUAGUGAUGGCGAUGGCGGUCCCUCAGUCCGCACAACCUCGGCUGGUCGCCAUCUCCUCGCCGGAGCCGUUCCUCGCCCUGGACCUGUGGGACACCAUGUUCCUCGGGAAUGUGGCGAGCGACCAGAAUCACUUCGAGGACGCGAUCCGGUGGUAUUCCUACGCGCUGGGCUCCGCUUACGGACUGAAAGAGAAGGUUGACGCCAUGUCAAAAAUGGCCAGCGCACACGCGAAGCUGAAGCAAUACGACCAAUCUUUGGCUAUAUACCAGGAGGCCUUGCAACUUGACCCUAACAACCAGAUCCUGUACGCGGACUAUGACGACACGCUGCAGCUGGCGGCUGUGGAUGACGGCACGGUGGCGGAGGAGGAUGAUCCCGAGCUGAAGGCGCUCGUGGCGAAGUCCCAGCACCUCUGCCGACUGGACGUCGUCCAGGUUCGAGUCUGUCAUGUUUAUUGGGGUCCGCAAUGUAGCUAG
Messenger RNA from Branchiostoma belcheri (Belcher's lancelet), 1137 nucleotides. Its product is annotated as prolyl 4-hydroxylase subunit alpha-2-like. Lineage: Eukaryota; Metazoa; Chordata; Leptocardii; Amphioxiformes; Branchiostomatidae. Bases 202 to 1137 code for a protein of 311 amino acids. Gene Ontology annotation, molecular function: procollagen-proline 4-dioxygenase activity; protein binding. The record is from RefSeq and is a predicted model, not a curated record. The transcript is spliced from 5 exons. Gene Ontology annotation, cellular component: endoplasmic reticulum.